Molecule: messenger RNA, 12999 nt
Organism: Talpa occidentalis (Iberian mole)
Lineage: Eukaryota; Metazoa; Chordata; Mammalia; Eulipotyphla; Talpidae
Gene: RIC1
Product: RIC1 homolog, RAB6A GEF complex partner 1
Exons: 26
Coding region: 211-4473 (1420 amino acids)
Biological process (GO): intracellular protein transport; retrograde transport, endosome to Golgi
Cellular component (GO): Golgi membrane; cytosol; Ric1-Rgp1 guanyl-nucleotide exchange factor complex
Molecular function (GO): protein binding
Source: RefSeq, a predicted model, not a curated record
ACACUGGGCCCCGUCAGCUUGGGGGUGCCUUCGUAGCUUAGCGUUGCGUCGGCUCGGCCCGGCCCGGCCCGCGGGCAGAUGCCCCGAGCUGCCACCGCCGCCGCCGCCGACUCGGCCGGUGGCGGUGUGGGAGGCUGACGUCUGGCUCGGGCCGCCGAGUGUGACCGACGGGGUCGGGGGGCGCCGGGCGUCGGCGCCUUCGCGCGGACCAUGUAUUUCCUGAGCGGCUGGCCCAAGAGGCUGCUCUGCCCGCUGGGCAACCCGGCUGAGGCGCCUCUUCACAUUCAGUCCGACCCCCACAGGACUUUCUUCGCCGUGCUGGCCCCGGCCCGCCUCAGCAUCUGGUACAGCCGACCCAGUGUAUUAAUUGUAACCUAUAAGGAACCUGCAAAAUCAUCUUCUCAGUUUGGAUCCUACAAGCAAGCUGAAUGGCGGCCAGAUAGUACCAUGAUAGCUGUGUCGACAGCAAAUGGCUACAUUCUGUUUUUCCAUAUUACCUCUACAAGAGGGGACAAGUACCUUUAUGAACCGGUAUAUCCCAAAGGCAGUCCACAAAUGAAGGGGACACCCCAUUUUAAAGAAGAACAGUGUGCUCCAGCAUUAAAUUUAGAGAUGAGAAAAAUACUGGAUUUGCAAGCCCCCAUUAUGAGUUUGCAGUCUGUGCUGGAAGAUCUCCUGGUGGCUACUUCUGAUGGACUUCUUCAUCUUAUUCACUGGGAAGGAAUGACAAAUGGAAGGAAAGCCAUUAACCUUUGCACAGUGCCCUUUUCAGUGGAUCUGCAGUCAUCUAGAGCAGGUUCAUUCCUGGGCUUUGCAGAUGUGCAUAUCAGAGACAUGGAAUACUGUGCCACACUUGAUGGAUUUGCUGUUGUGUUUAACGAUGGCAAAGUUGGCUUUAUUACACCAGUGUCGAGUAAAUUUACUGCAGAGCAGCUUCAUGGAGUUUGGUCACAAGAUGUUGUUGAUGGGACUUGUGUUGCAGUAAAUAACAAGUACCGACUAAUGGCAUUUGGCUGCGCAAGUGGUUCUGUACAGGUUUAUACAAUAGAUAACACCACUGGAGCUAUGCUGCUGUCUCAUAAACUGGAGCUAACAGCAAAACAAUACCCUGACAUUUGGAACAAAACAGGAGCUGUUAAAUUGGUCAGAUGGUCUCCUGACAAUAGUGUUGUAAUGGUGACUUGGGAGUAUGGAGGCCUUUCUUUAUGGAGUGUGUUUGGAGCCCAGCUGAUUUGUACACUUGGUGGAGAUUUUGCUUAUAGGUCUGAUGGUACCAAAAAAGAUCCCCUUAAGAUCAGCUCUAUGAGCUGGGGUGCAGAAGGCUAUCAUUUAUGGGUAAUCAGUGGAUUUGGCUCUCAAAAUACUGAAAUUGAGUCUGACCCCAAGAGUAUUAAACAGCCUGGAAUUCUGCUGUUUCAGUUUAUCAAGAGUGUGCUCACUGUAAACCCUUGUAUGAGUAACCAAGAGCAAGUGUUGCUUCAGGGGGAAGAUCGUUUAUACUUGAACUGUGGAGAGGCCUCACAAACACAGAAUCCUAGGAGUUCUUCAGCACGUUCUGAGCAUAAGCCCAGUCGGGAAAAGAGCCCAUUUGCAGAUGGUGGUUUAGAGUCUCAGGGUUUAAGCACUUUACUUGGACAUCGGCAUUGGCAUGUAGUACAGAUUUCCAGCACCUAUCUAGAGAGCAAUUGGCCUAUACGGUUUUCAGCUAUUGAUAAACUUGGACAGAAUAUUGCUGUGGUUGGCAAGUUUGGUUUUGCACAUUAUUCUUUACUCACCAAAAAAUGGAAACUUUUUGGAAACAUUACCCAGGAGCAAAAUAUGAUUGUGACAGGUGGCUUAGCCUGGUGGAAUGAUUUUAUUGUCCUUGCAUGUUAUAACAUAAGUGACCGUCAAGAAGAGCUCAGAGUUUACUUGCGAACAUCAAAUCUGGACAAUGCCUUUGCUCACAUCACCAAAGCACAAGCAGAAACAUUACUGCUUAGUGUCUUCCGGGACAUGGUAAUAGUAUUUAAAGCAGACUGUUCAAUAUGCCUUUACAGUAUUGAAAGAAAAUCUGAUGGUCCAAAUACUACUGCUGGUGUUCAAGUUCUUCAGGAAGUCUCCAUGUCACGCUACAUUCCUCACCCUUUCCUGGUAGUAUCUGUCACUCUGACAUCAGUGAGUACAGAGAAUGGAAUCACCUUGAAAAUGCCACAACAGGCUCGUGAUGCAGAGAGCAUCAUGUUAAAUCUCGCAGGACAACUCAUCAUGAUGCAGAGGGACAGAUCAGGCCCUCAGAUCCGGGAGAAGGACAAUAAUCCUAACCAAAGGAAACUUCUGCCAUUCUGUCCUCCUGUUGUACUUGCCCAGUCUGUUGAAAAUGUUUGGACCACAUGCCGAGCAAAUAAACAAAAGCGACACCUUCUGGAGGCCCUCUGGCUGAGCUGUGGUGGUGCAGGGAUGAAAGUCUGGCUCCCUCUCUUUCCUAGGGAUCACCGCAAGCCCCAUUCCUUCUUGUCCCAGCGGAUCAUGCUGCCUUUCCACAUCAAUAUUUAUCCUCUGGCUGUUUUGUUUGAAGAUGCGUUGGUCCUUGGUGCUGUCAAUGACACGUUACUCUAUGAUUCUUUGUAUACUCGGAACAGUGCUAGGGAACAGCUGGAGGUCCUCUUCCCUUUCUGUGUUGUGGAAAGAACCUCUCAGAUCUACCUCCACCACAUUCUUCGUCAGCUGCUGGUCAGGAACCUUGGGGAGCAAGCCUUGCUUUUAGCCCAGUCCUGCGCCACACUACCUUACUUCCCUCAUGUUCUAGAGCUCAUGCUCCAUGAAGUGCUGGAAGAAGAAGCUACCUCACGGGAGCCCAUUCCCGACCCUCUGCUUCCCACUGUGGCAAAAUUUAUCACCGAAUUCCCCCUCUUCCUGCAGACAGUUGUCCAUUGUGCCAGGAAGACUGAAUAUGCCCUGUGGAAUUACCUUUUUGCAGCUGUUGGAAACCCCAAGGACUUGUUUGAGGAGUGUUUGAUGGCUCAGGAUUUAGACACAGCUGCCUCUUACCUUAUAAUCUUACAGAAUAUGGAAGUCCCAGCAGUAAGUAGACAACAUGCCACCCUUCUGUUCAACACGGCCCUGGAACAAGGCAAGUGGGACCUAUGUCGACACAUGAUUCGAUUUCUUAAAGCAAUUGGCUCUGGAGAAUCUGAGACACCUCCAUCCACACCUACAGCUCAGGAACCUAGUUCAAGUGGUGGAUUUGAAUUCUUCAGGAAUCGAAGCAUCAGUUUGUCCCAAUCUGCUGAAAAUGUGCCUGCUAGUAAAUUCAGCUUACAGAAAACGCUAAGUAUGCCAUCUGGUCCUUCGGGAAAAAGAUGGAGCAAAGACAGUGACUGUGCUGAGAACAUGUAUAUUGACAUGAUGCUUUGGAGACAUGCUCGGCACCUCUUAGAAGAAGUUCGACUAAAGGACCUUGGCUGCUUUGCUGCCCAGCUGGGCUUUGAACUUAUUAGCUGGCUAUGCAAGGAACGCACCCGGGCUGCCCGGGUAGACAACUUUGUGUCAGCCCUGAAGAGACUCCACAAGGAUUUUUUGUGGCCAUUUCCCAUUAUCCCAGCCUCUUCUAUCAGUUCUCCUUUCAAGAAUGGAAAAUACCGAACAGUGGGAGAGCAGCUGUUAAAGUCUCAGUCAGCUGACCCUUUUUUAAACCUUGAGAUAGAUGCUGGAGUCUCUAAUGUCCAACGAAGUCAAAGCUGGCUCGGCAACGUUGGCCCAGCCCAUCCUGAGAUAGACACAGUCUCAUCACAUGGACCACAAAUGCAAGAUGCCUUCCUGUCACCUUUAUCUAAUAAAGGUGAUGAAUGCAGUAUUGGUUCAGCCACAGACUUGACUGAAAGCAGUUCCAUGGUGGAUGGGGACUGGACAAUGGUGGAUGAAAAUUUCUCCACACUCAGUUUAACUCAGUCGGAGCUAGAGCAAAUCUCCAUGGAGUUGGCGAGUAAAGGGCCUCACAAGUCCCAGGUCCAGCUUCGAUAUUUGCUACACAUCUUCAUGGAGGCGGGAUGUCUGGACUGGUGCAUUGUCAUAGGUCUGAUUCUUAGAGAAUCCUCAAUAAUCAACCAGAUUUUGGUCAUUAUACAGUCUUCAGAGGUAGAUGGAGAGAUGUUACGAAAUAUAAAGACAGGGCUGCAUGCAGUAGACCGAUGGGCUUCUACGGAUUGCCCUGGAUAUAAGCCAUUUUUAAAUAUUAUUAAGCCACAACUGCAGAAACUCAGUGAGAUAAUGGAAGAGCAGGUCCAGCCUGAAGCUUUCCAGCCAAUCACGGUGGGUAAGACUCCUGAACAGACUAACCCCAGGGCAGAGGAGAGCAGGGGCUCCUCGGGCCAUGGAAAUAUCCCUCAGGGUGAAGUUGGAAGCAGCAGUAUGGUCAACCGGAAAGAGGAGGACGCAACCCCAGCAGAGGAGGAACCUUUUCAGGAUGGGACUUACGACUGUUCUGUGUCCUAACAAUGGUGUACCAUCACCACGGGCAGUAUUAAUUGGCAGCAGCAUGCAACUGAGGACACUGUGACGUAGUUGGAUGGUUUAACCAAGGAGAGAAAGAAAGCUCAGAGACUGGUAAAGUAUUACUGUAUUUUAAACAACUCUCUAAGAAAUCUAUCUGACUCCAUAAAUAUGUGAUAUCAAAUCAUCUUUCAUUAAGAGGUGUUUUUAACUGCAAUGGAAAGUAAUAAAGAAUAUUUAUUGUAUGGAUGUACAUGAGAAUAUUUUGGUUUUAUUCUUAAGGGUUGGUAGCUCUUCUCUUACUCCGUAGGGAUUAUCAUGCCCCGGAUGAAUUUACCUUUUCACUGCUUAUAGCUUCUUACAUGUUUUCUAAACAGCGUGUGUGUCCCAAUUACUUUUUCAAAGUGGAGGUGCUUGCUCUAGCUUAUCAGAAGUUCAGCUAAGUGUUUGAGAGCACUGCACACCGUCAUUGGGACUCCUGAAUAGAUAUCUGCCUUUAAACAUGUGCCAGUGUCAUGGAGACUUGAUGGAAGCUAGUUACCUGAGAAGUCUAUGUCUGCUUUAGCAAGAUUGAUUCCUGCUAGGUGAGUGUAGGCAGACUCUGAGGAUUUCUUAUCAAUUAUGCUGUAGAUACCCGUAAACUAUUUUUAUCAAAGAAUCAUAUCUUUUUGUGAAUACUCUUAUGUAUAUAUACCCAAGGAUACUGUUCAUAUUUUUAGGCCUUGUAUUAUAAUUUUUAAGGUUUUCUGCUGAAUUCUGCAUGGCUAUAGCUACCCUUGGGAUAAAAAUAGGGCUUGCUCUUCUUUUCAAAUAUGAGCACUCUUCAUAAAGAAAGACAGGUCUAUUGGCUUAGUCAUAAAGGAACCAGAAAUGGUCAUACUGAUCAUGAAAUGAAACAGGCUUUGUGCAAAUUAAUGUUGUUUCUUAUUUAUUGGUUUUGUAAAUUGGAAUAAAAAUGAACUUUAAUGUAAAUAGACUGCUGAAUCCUGUAUUAUCAUGGCUACUAAAAAUUAGAAUGUAAAGAACACAUUCUUCAUUGUAAGUUUUUAAAUAUGUAUUUCUAGAUAUGACGGAAAUUUUAGUUUUCAUGUUAUGAAAACAUAACUGCAUAUCUUUAAUUGCUUCCAACUAAACAUAUCUACUGUAUGUAUUUCUGAUUAUCUUAUAAAACAGUAUUAAUUUAGAUAGCUCGUUUGUACUGUGCAAUUUGAACAAAGGAAUGCAAUGUUAUUUUUUACAAAAACAAACUUAUUUUUAUAAUAGUGUAUUGAUGAGGACCAAAUUCAUACCACUAUGUAAAACAGCCUCUUCUCAUAGUGCAAUUACAGCUUAGAAUUAAAACUUGGUCCUUUUACAGUAAAAGGCAAGAUCAGUUGUUCUAGCCAGGUUUCCUUUGAAGGGAAACUUAAAAAACAAUUUUGAAAUUGCUUAGUUCAAAAUUUAUGAAACUAUUUUAAACUAUUCAUUUUGGUAAUUUAGUAUCAUUUACUCUUUACAAGUGCAAUAAUUUCACAUACUGAAGCUCCAAAGUGAGUGGAAUAUGUGAUUUAUUGGUACCUGGUCCUUCUGGUGCUACUUUUAUUUAAAUCUUUGUUUUAAAUCAACCACCUUUCCCUGAAUCUAAGGAAAAAUAAUCAUUUGCCAUGUGAGUACAUGCAGCCCAGCAAGAAAUUGAAAUUUGUUCUGUCCUAUUGCAUUAAGGAGAAGAACCAGCAUUACGUUUGUCUUUGGUGUAAAUAUUCAGUCAAUAAAAGUGAUUUACCGUUGUAAACAGAUGUGAUCCUUUCAAAUAUCCUACCUAACGUGCUGCUGGGUUCAUAUUAAAAGCAGGACAUCGUAAGUUAACUACGUUCCUGUGGUUUAAAGCCUGUAAGUGAAUCUUCUAUGAAAUGCGUUUUUUUCAACUAACACAAAUGGUCAGCCCUGAAGUAAAAAUAAGAACUGGUAAGUGGACAUAAAAUUUCUCUUACUAUAUACCUUCAAAAAACCCUUAUUUUACCUGGUUCACAUAUCAACUGUUUAAGCCAUAAUUUUAUCCAAUUAAAUAUUCAGUAUAACUUAGAAUUUUACUAGAUACAUUUAUUUGCUGAUACCAAAAGAGAUCAUUUUGGGGUAGAGUCAACAUUAGCUUGUAAUUCAAGUUGCUGCUACUUCUGUAAUGUGUAUUUUUUUAUGUGGUAAAGGGCAAUAAAACCAUUAUAUAAACUUUCGUUUAUUCAUCUCAGGUUAACAGCAAAUAGAGUAAUUCCACCUUUUAGAAUAAAAACAAGAAUUGACAAAUAUCCUUAGAUGCCUGAGAAUAUUAGAUUGGCAUAAAAUAUGUAAAACUGUCUUUGGUGGAUAGAAAUCAGUGUGUAAGUCUGUAAGAGACUAUGCGUCAUCUCUAAAAGGUGGAAUUGAAAAUGACUUUUUCUUAGUUUCCAGUAUUCGUACAUCUGCUUUUUAUAUUUACAGGUUUGCCUAAUCUGGAUAUGUUGUAAAAUGGAAUCACCCAUGUGGCUUUCUCUGUUUUCUUUUAUUAGCAUGUUUUUAAAGCUGAAUAGUCAUCAGUAGUUGCCUGACAUUGGGUUGGUUCCACUUUUUGACUAUCAUGAAUGUAUUUUGUGAGUUCUCUAGGGGUGGAAUUGCUCGGUCAUAUAAUAUGGUUAAUUUUUUGAGGAAAUGCCAAGCCGUAUUACAAAGAACCUGUACUAUUUUGUAUAAAGUGGUUAACUAUAUAGAUCUGCAUUUCCCUACUGUCUUUUCACGUGAUUUUAAACGUUACUAUGGUGUUUGGAGAAAAAUGUCUAUUCAUCUUUGGUCAUUUACCUUAUCACAUCUUUUGAAAUAUAAACAUUUUACUUUUCCAAAGUCCAAUUUAUUUGUGCUUUUGGUGUUGUAUUGUGUAACCUAAGAUUAUGAAGAGUUGUGCCUAUGAUUCCUUCUAUGAAUUUAGCUCCUAUAUGAGGGUUUUUUUUUCCCCCCCUUAUGGCAUAAGUGGAGGCUCUGCAGUUCUCUGUGUGUAUACCUUUUACUAAAAUGAUUUCCCCCCCCACUGGAUUAUCAGUUAUAAUUUAUGUCCUUAAUGCCAGUACUUGCUGCCUUGAUUAUACUUUCAAAAGUUCCUAAAAAGCAACAUUACAGUCAAUUUUGGUGUAUAUUUACAAAAGGCAGCUGGGAUUUUGAUGGGGAUUAUAUUCAGUAUAUUAAUCAAUUUGAAGACUAGUUCCACCUAAAUUGGUAAGCUUUCUAACCCAUGAGCAUGUUUUCCAGUUAUGUCACCUUUACUUUCUUUCAGAAAUGUCUUAAUAGUAUGUGAAACAUUUUUAAAUUCAUUCAUUAACUAGUAGUUUUGCAUGGGUUCCCUAGGAUUUUUUACAACUAACAGAUGCAAUCUGAACUAAAGAUACCUUAAGUAAUCUACACGCCUCUUGCAAAAGUGCACUGGCUAGAACUUCUAGUAGAAGUGGCAAUAUUAUUGGACUUGUCUUACGAGGGAACGCCUCCCAUACUCCCUUAUGUUAACAGUUCUAUGACCUUACCUUUAUGAGGUUGAGGAAGUUUCCCUUCUAGUCUUUUUUCCUCAUGAAAAAAAUGUUGGAGGUUUGUCCAAAAAUUAUUUUUUGCACUUACUGAGGUGGUCCUUUAUUGUCUUACAUUAACGGACUUGCAGAUGUUCGACCAACUUUGCAUUCGUAGGAUAAAUCCCACUUGGUCAUGCUGUUGGGUCAAACUUGGAGAAAGGCAAUUUUUAUUUUGUAAAAAGACAGUUUAAAAGCACUUAAUGCAUUUUGGCCCUAAAAGAAGGCCACUAUGUGUUAAGGACUACAUGCUUUCCCACACAUUACAAAACUGCACCAUUUAUACUGUGUGGGUUAUUUUUUGGGUGUAGGAAUGCUAAAACUAGUAACUUACACACAAUUUUAUUGAGUAUUCCCAGACUCAAAAAAUAAGACCCACCACAUACAGGAAAUUCUACUUUCAAAUACAGGUGGAAACCAUGGAAGUUGUUUGCUUCACUAUAUGCUGCACUGAGGGUAUUCAGUGAAAUAACUUGGAAACAUUUUGGAACCCCUAAACAUGCUGAAGUCCAACAUUUACCAAAUUCUAGGUCAUUUUAUUUCUGCAUCAUUUCAUUCACAGGUAAAUAGGAUUCCAGAAAAUGAAUACUUUCUAAGUGACGUUCUUUGCUUACAUCUAUUGGAUUGUAGGGAACAUGAUGCAUUUUUGCUUGAAAAAAAAAAGACUUUUCUGGCAACCCAAUAUUAAAAUACCAUUUAUAUACCCCCACUACAUGCGCAAUGUAAGUCUUUUAACAGCAUUUUUUGGUUAACUUACAAAAAAGCUCUAUAUUUGAAAUGCCCCCCAAAAUGGGGGUUUACAGGAGAACAAAGAUAAGUUUUUCUGUUAAAGAUACCACCUAAUAGUAUAUUAAAACAUUUAUUUCAGUAACAUUGUAAGGCAGCAAUGAAAAACAGACAGUAUCAUUCUUUCUACAUCUUCCUGAGUCAACAGGGUCGCUUAUGGCCCCCUUGGAGAUAACAUGUCAGGAUCCUAUCACACUUAACUGUGGAAAACAAACAAUUCAUGCAACAAUCAUUCUUAGAUCAAACAAAAAAUAAUUUCUUCACACGUUCCCUGAAUGUGCAGUACUAUACUGUGGUACUUAGAAUUUAAAAAGACCCUUUAAAAAAUGGGUUAUUCAAAUCAGGUAUUUUUCAUCUCAGAGGCUGCUAAUCUGACAGCAUGCUUAUUAACGGAGCCAUAAAUAUUAGGUGCAAUUAUUUCUGCCAUUAAAACCACCUCCCAGAGUUUUAUUGCCCUGCAACUAGUGAACCUCUUGUUUCUGACCUUGCACAAUAUCAAAGCUUUAUAAUGCUAAACAAAACCAUGAUUACUACUAGAAAGGAAUAUUCAACAUCCUCCCCAAAGGGGAAAAAAGGUAACAGAAAAUAAUUUGUUUUCUUCAACACUUGGGGUUUGGAUUUUUUUUUUUCCCCUCCAACAAUUUCUAAUGAUCUAUUUCAGAAUAAACACAAUGAGCACAAAUCUGCCUAUAUUUGGAAAUUCACUGAGAUUACUAUUUCUAAGUUCUCCACAACUGUGAUUCUAUACAAGCUAUGAACAUUGCAAACCUUAAGUGCGGCAGGAGCCACACAUUUAAAAUAUUUCAAACUUAAUAUAUGGUUUCUACAAUACCUGGGAAAAGUGGCUCCAGUAUGCAGGCCACGUCAUUGUUCAGCUCUCGGGCUGCAGCCCUGCUCUGUGGGUCCAGUUUUUCAGGAGUCACAAAUUAGGCAGAGAUUGUGAGGAGCAUAAUUCAGAAAAUAUCGUGAACACUUUGCACAAAGAGCUUCAAGUGGAGUCUCUACUUGCUAAACUCAACAUUUGUUCAACUUUUUAUGUAUCUCGAGUAACUUAAUCACUGAUCUCACCAAACCUUUCCACUAUUUGAGCCAAGAAUUCAUGAGUGGCACUGUUAUGAUAUGCUGCAUGACUGCCAUUAUGCAGAAAUCUAAACACUAAAACUGUAUGUACAGGGACCUCAUUCCAGUACAAACCACAACCUCAAGUCUCGGGAAAGCCAAGUAUGCUGGACAGUAAGUUACCGAAACUGUUGAAAGAGCAGGAAAACAGACAAAAACACGGACACAGUGCAUUAAAAGCAAGGUCUAAAUGAUUAACCUUGUCUAUCAGAAGACUCCUACGAAACAGGGAAUGGAUCUUCAUAAAAUGCUCUAUCACUCCCAACUCUCCUCCCGCCUCAGAAUAGCCACCAUGGCAACUCAGCACUCUGAGGAAGUUAGGGUCAUGUACUUGCACAAACAGUAUUCUGAACCAGAAGGGCCUGUGAAAACCCAGAGGGAAGAGUAGCUGGGCAAAUGAUCCUCCUCUCCAAGCGGUAAGGUAGAGAAAGGGAUCAGAUGUGUUUCGGAGGAAAACAGAAAACCACAAGGUUGAAUCUUGGUGACUUGUCAGAAUGACAAGGCAUCAACUCAGCACAGGGAUCCACAUCAGGAGUCCUGGGGUUCAGUGCAGAGGUGGAAAGCAGGCUGCCUGAAGAAGCAGAGCUCUUAAGCACAGCCUGGGGACACAAAAGUCCAAUGGUUCUUCCCCAGUCCUCCCUGCAGUAGCUUUCCAAAGACCUAGAAUGAGGCCUCAAGAGGGGAAUCGUUACCACGAGGUGAAUGAUAUUUACCUAUCAUCCACUGACACAAGUGGUCUCAUGCUUUAAAUGGAUAUGACAUUUGUCUCAUUAAUAAUGGUCUUACAGUACCUCAUACAUCAUUCACCAGCCUAAGGGGACAACUACGGAAGUGGUUUGUUGGCUUCUGUUCAUAUAAAAUGUGUGUGUAGUGGCAAUACCCACAUGUGCUUACUACAUGCUAGAAAACUAGCAUUUUCAAGUGUUGAAUAGGCUGUGCAUCCCUACCCCACAGUGGAACCAUUAGAGCACUCUGCCUUUGGAAGGGUGUCAACUCACAAAUCUCUUUGAACAUAUACUCAUUAAGAUUCAUUGACUUACGUUUCAUCUGUGUAACACAGGGACAAAUUAUGUCACAUGGAGUAUCCCACUGGACAUGUACUUAGAGCUCAUCCGCAAGAUUAAAACACAUAGAGGUUGUAGGUGCACACCCAGGCAGAAGGAAAUGUCCAAUCUGGAAACUUCUCUUUCAGAGCAUCCAGCUGGGAGGAUCUCUUGUCUUCCCCAGAAAAAUAGUGGGCAGCAAUGGCCACAGUGAUCAUUCCUUCAGGCUGUUCUUCCAAGACCUAGCAGAGAGAGUUAGUGAGUUCUCUACUUCUACGGAGACAAAAUAUUAAUCCCAAGGAUUUUGCCAAAUACCACCUGGGAACUUGAUUUAUGUAUGAUACAAGCAGUACCGGGAAAUUCCCACCUGUACUUCUAUCCAAAACUGCCAUGCAGAAGCCUGGAGUCCAUGGGAGUAAAAUACAAAGUAAUCCCCUCCUUUACUUGUGACUGGGGUGCCACUGCCAAGAGACCACUGAGAAAGUGUUGACCCGUUGUGAGUUCGAAUAUAAAAUGACAUAUGGCUUGGGCCUGAAAGGUAAGAGGAAGGAGGAAAAGUUAAAUCUUUAAAAAGGCAUCAGUAAGACAAGCAAUUCAUAAUACAUCACCCAAACCAGUCUAAAGUGAUAAAAGGCAUGAACCUUCAAAAAGAUACUACAAACCUAAUGGUGAUUUACCAGCUUGGACAGUCAGUGUCCAAUAACAAGGGUAGUAAGUGAUAAAGUGCAGCAGAAAAGGCACAGAAUUGACAAGGAGACACCCUAAGUCUUGGUCUUGUCACUUAAACAUAUGACAUAGUAUUCAUGAGUCCUUCAGAAAUACACUAAGCAUUAUCCAACCAACAAAUAACUGAAAAAAGUAUAGGAAAGAACUGAUAGUGAUGUAUUUGGAUAUAUUAAAAUCCUCAUUAAGACAAAUACCAAGGAAUGGAUAAAAGACUAACCUAUAAAUGUUGCAUAUAACAAAUACUGAGAAGGAAAGAAAAUAGCAUAAGCAUAUGAAUAUUCCAAUAGUAGUAAAGAACAUCAUUAAAACUGUAAGAUAGCAAAAGCUUAAAUAAUGGUGACCAAGACAAAUAUAAACCAUCUAAAUACCAGAAAACACUAUUUCAAAUUAAGGAGCAAUGAAGACAUGAUUGGGAAAAGUAAUGUAGCAAAUACAUAACCAUAACACCUACAACAAAUUUGAGACCAUAUGUAUCAUUUUUAAGUAAAUUAAGAAACACUUCAACAUGGCUUACUAAGUCAGGCAUAACAUACUGUAUUCAAAAAACAUACUUAAGAUUCAGAAAGUGUAACAGUAGAGGUAUGAAAAAAGGUAUUUCAGACUAGUAGAAACCAUUUGCAGAGCUAACCCAUAUAUGGCACAACAGACCUCUCCUGUCUCACCCAUUGUUCCCCUCAGCAGUGUAUCUCAACUCACUAUGCCUGCUCUGCUCCCCACUCUGUCUCUGGUGAGUCCUCUCACACCCUGCACCUCUCUGGCCUAUACCUCAGUUCUUCUACACAAAAAUAAAUCUUAAAAAAAAACAAAAACUAAACAAAAUAAUCAAAAUAAUUGGUGAAGUAGAUAGGAACAUAUAUUCAUUAACCAGAACAGUAAGUUUGAUUGAUACAUAUCUUCUCAAGUGAACAUAAAACAUUCAUAGAAGUAUUAGGUAACAAGGUAUCAGAGUUCAAUUAAAGUGAAAUAAUACAAACACUCAUCAAAACUCAGUAAGACUUGAUCAACAAAACAAGAAGACUCCUACCUAGAAAUUAAGAUUUCUAUAUAAAGACUUGUAGGUGAAAGAAGCAGCAAAAUUAAAGAAAAAAAGAUCUUAAAUAAUGAAAAUAUUCCAUGUCAGAAAUUAUGGAAUAUAUGCAAAGAAUAAGUCACUUAAGUAGAAAACAAAGUAAGCAAAGGAGGAAAUAUAGGCAAAAGCAAGAAUAAAAUACAGAGAAAACAGACCUAAUUUAAACUAUCAAAAACUGCUGACUUUUGAAUUAGAGCAGGGGAGAGAGAGAACAGAAAAUACAAGU